AUGUCGUCGGAAACGAAUCUCCAUCGCGCCAUCUCGAUGAAACCGCACCCUUUCCAUUCACACCCCGAACGCGUCGAACGCACGGCGAGCCCACAUCCCUUGCACACACACAGCUCCUCGGGGACGCAGACGGGAAACAGCACUGCCGUUGAGACAACACACCCCGCUACCGACCACGACGCGGUUCCACGCCAUGUCCCACAUCGUAGCAGCAUCGACAGCGAUGUCGAACGCGCUGAUCUGGCCCAGUACACAUCAGACAACGACCCCUACCGCCUCGCCGCCGCCAUCAAGCCCGAGGCCGAGCUGGCGGAGAUACGGGCCAACACGUCGAGGAAGCGCGAUGGCUGCGGGCCCAUGAACCUGACGUCCAAGGCCCGGAGCGCAAACAAGCUGGAGAAGUUCUACGAGGCGCAGAACGAGAACAUCGAGCGCCUGCUCAAGCCCGUCGACGAUCACCGCCGCGACGCAAAGGAAGAGGGCGACGCCAACCACCUCAAGUACAAGAUCGCCGUUGUCGGCUCGUUUGUCGCAAACGUCCUCCUCGCUGUCCUGCAGCUCUACGCUGCAAUCUCGUCACGCUCCCUGUCCAUCUUCACCACCAUGGCCGACUCGCUGUUCGACCCCCUGUCCAACGUCACCCUGAUCCUGUGUCACCGCGCCGUCGCCCGUGUUGACGCCCGCAAGUUUCCCUCAGGCAAAGCGCGCAUCGAGACGGCCGGCAACCUGUGCUUCUGCGCCCUCAUGAUCACCGUCAGCGUCGUCAUCAUCGUCGAAUCCAUCCGCACCAUCGCCGAGCACACAGGCGCCGAGACCAAUGACUUCCACCUGCCGUCUGUCAUCGCUGUCACCAUCGCCUUCCUGACCAAGUUCAGCCUGUUCCUGUACUGCUGGGCGAUACGAAACAAGUACAGCCAAGUGCGCAUUCUCUGGGAAGACCACCGCAACGACCUCUUCAUCAACGGCUUCGGUAUCCUGACCAGUGUCGGCGGCGCAAAGCUGAAAUGGUGGAUCGACUCCAUGGGCGCCCUGAUGCUCAGCUCCCUCAUCAUCUUCCUGUGGUCCCGCACUGCGUAUUCUGAGUUCCAGCUGCUUAUUGGAGUGACGGCUGACACGGCCAUGCUGCAGCACAUUACCUAUAUCUCAAUGACACACUCCGACGCUAUCCGCCAAAUCGAUACCGUCCGCGCUUACCACUCGGGCCCCCGCCUCAUCGUUGAAGUCGAUAUCGUCAUGGAUCCUGAGGCCUCGCUGCGCGCUACCCACGAUAUCGCUGAGGAACUGCAGAUCAAGCUUGAGAGCUUGCCGGAUGUGGAGCGCGCGUAUGUGCAUGUGGAUUACGAGACGGACCAUCGGCCCGAGCACUUUUUGAAAAAGGAGUUGUAG
Dothidotthia symphoricarpi CBS 119687 is the source of this 1386-nucleotide messenger RNA. RefSeq lists its product as uncharacterized. Gene Ontology annotation, biological process: transmembrane transport; monoatomic cation transport. The transcript is spliced from 2 exons. The record is from RefSeq and is a predicted model, not a curated record. Gene Ontology annotation, molecular function: monoatomic cation transmembrane transporter activity. Lineage: Eukaryota; Fungi; Ascomycota; Dothideomycetes; Pleosporales; Dothidotthiaceae. Gene Ontology annotation, cellular component: membrane. Bases 1 to 1386 code for a protein of 461 amino acids.